Magallana angulata is the source of this 1487-nucleotide messenger RNA. RefSeq lists its product as uncharacterized. The annotation marks the transcript as partial. The transcript has a single exon. The record is from RefSeq and is a predicted model, not a curated record. Lineage: Eukaryota; Metazoa; Mollusca; Bivalvia; Ostreida; Ostreidae.
CCUUGGUUAUGUUGAAAAUACAUCGGUUUCAAACUGUCCUUAUGAAAUUUGUGGAGCAACAUUCAGUGGCAAAAAUUCUUGUUAUUUCAUUGAAAUGCCUCUAGAAAACCAAGUAAAAAAUUUGUUUGCUCAAAAUGGAUUUUACAACAGUUUAGGACAUCGAUUUAAUAAGACAAAAAGCACAAGAAACUCUUAUGAAGACAUUUAUGAUGGGCAUUUGUACAAAAAUUUAUGUGAGAAUAAUGGAGUCCUCAGUUUUCAAGAAAAUAUCUCAUUUACGUUUAAUACUGAUGGGGCACCAGUUUUCAAAAGUAGCAAAACAUCUAUUUGGCCUAUUUAUUUGAUAAUUAAUGAACUACAAGCAAAGGAUGAAUAAAGAAAACAUGAUUCUGGCAGCACUUUGGUAUGGAAAUAAGAAACCAUCGAUGGGAACGUAUCUAAAACCAUUUUUACAAUCUCUGAAAAAAUUAAAUGAAGGCAUACAAUGUGAAUCACCAGAUAAAGGCAUCUUUGUAUGCAAGGGACUCUUGCUUUGUGGAACAGCUGACCUCCCAGCCAGGAGUUUGCUCUGCAACCACGUCCAGUACAAUGGUGCAUUCUCUUGUUGGAAAUGUGAACAGGAAGGCGAAUCUGCAUCUGUUGGUCGUGGCCAUGCUUGCAUAUUUCCUUUCGAGCAUCAAAAUCCUAAAGGGCCAGAAAGAACAAAAGAAAAUGUGCUUCAACACGCAAGAGAAGCAGUAGACCAUCAGCAAGUGACCAUGGGAAAACCCGUGAAAGGAAUCAAGGGUCCAUCAUGGCUACAUUUCGUUCCGCACUUCAACAUUGUCUCUGGAAUGGCAAUAGAUUAUAUGCACGGAGUGCUUCUUGGAGUUCAGAAGAUGAUGUUGGAAUUGUGGUUUGGAGCAAAGUACAAGGGGAAGGAUUUCAACAUAAAUAACCGUGUGUGUGAAGUUGAUAACAGACUUCAGAGCAUUCGUCCAACACUUGAUGUUACUCGCCUUCCCCGUUCAAUAGAAAAGGAUUUAAAGUACUGGAAAGCAUCAGAAUUUAGAUCUUUUUUGUUAUAUUUUGGAGGUCCAGUUCUACAUGGGAUUUUAGAUAAGGAUCGGUUUUCCCAUUACCUUUUGUUAGUAGACUCAAUGCAUAUUCUUUUAAAGUGUGGGUCUACUGACAAGGAUUUAGACAAAGCAGAAAGUCUCUUGAUUAGGUUUUGUAGUCGUUUUGAAAAUCUGUAUGAGAGAUGUUUUUUAAGACUUAAUGUUCACCAACUUCUUCAUUUACCAGACUGUGUCAGAAAUCUUGGACCUCUGUACACACACAGUUGUUUCUCUUUUGAGAGUAAAAAUGGGAUAGUGCUAAAAAUGAUCAGAGGAAGUCAAAGUAUUGAUACACAAAUAAUUACUGCGAUAUCAUUUAUUCAAAAACUGCCAGAGUUAAAGCAAAAGUGCAUUGUUAAAGAUUCAGAAAUAGAUAUGCUAUGUAAAAUU